CAGAGCCUGGCGGAGGAAAAGGGACUGCGCUGUCAGAACCCCAACUGCAUGGACAAGGGGCGGGCAGCCAAGGUAUGCCACCACGCUGACUGCCAGCAGCUGCACCGCCGGGGGCCCCUCAACCUCUGCGAGGCCUGUGACAGCAAGUUCCACAGCGCCAUGCAUUAUGAUGGGCACGUCCGCUUCGACCUGCCUCCCCAAGGCUCUGUUCUGGCCAGAAACGUGUCUACCCGGUCAUGCCCCCCACGCACCAGCCCUGCAGCGGACUUGGAGGAGGAAGAGGAAAGCUCUCUGGAUGGCAAAGGGGACCGGAAGAGCACAGGCCUGAAACUCUCCAAGAAGGCAAGGAGGAGACACACAGAUGACCCCAGCAAGGAGUGCUUCACCCUGAAGUUUGACCUGAAUGUAGACAUUGAGACAGAGAUCGUACCAGCCAUGAAGAAGAAGUCGCUGGGGGAGGUGCUGCUGCCGGUAUUUGAAAGGAAGGGCAUCACGCUGGGCAAGGUGGAUAUCUACCUGGACCAAUCCAACACGCCCCUGUCCCUCACCUUUGAGGCCUACAGGUUCGGGGGACACUACCUGCGGGUCAAAGCCCCAGCCAAACCGGGGGACGAGGGGAAGGUGGAACAGGGAGUAAAGGACUCCAAAUCCCUGAGUCUGCCAAUCCUGCGGCCAGCCAGGGCCGGGCCCCCCUCCUUGGAGCGCGUGGAACCCCAGAGCCGCCGGGAGAGCCUGGAUAUCCUGGCCCCUGGCCGCCGCCGAAAGAACAUGUCGGAGUUCCUGGGGGAGACGAGCAUCCCUGGGCAGGAGGCCCCCACGCCUUCCAGCUGCUCUCUGCCCAGUGGUAGCAGUGGUGGCAGCGACAGCUGGAAGAACCGGGCGGCCAGUCGCUUCAGUGGCUUCUUCAGCUCAGGCCCCAGCACCAGCGCUUUGGGCCGGGAGGUAGACAGGAUGGAGCAGCUGGAGGGCAAGCUGCACGCCUACAGCCUCUUCGGGCUGCCGCGGCUGCCCCGCAGGCUGCGCUUCGACCACGACUCGUGGGAGGAGGAGGGGGACGAGGAGGAGGAGGAGGAGGAGGAGGAGGACGCCUGUCUGCGGCUGGAAGACAGCUGGCGGGAGCUCAUUGAUGGGCCUGAGAAGCUGUCCCGGAGGCAGUGCCACCAGCAGGAGGCGGUGUGGGAGCUCCUGCACACAGAAGCCUCCUACAUUAAGAAACUGAGGGUGAUCACCAACCUGUUCCUCUGCUGCCUCCUGAACCUGCAAGAAUCGGGGCUGCUGUGUGAGGUGGAGGCCGAGCGCUUGUUCAGCAACAUCCCCGAGAUUGUGCGGCUGCACCGCGGACUGUGGGGCAGCGUGAUGGUGCCGGUGCUGGAGAAGGCGCGGCGCACGCGGGCGCUGCUGCAGCCCGGGGACUUCCUCAGAGGCUUCAAGAUGUUCGGCUCCCUCUUCAAGCCCUACAUCCGAUACUGCAUGGAGGAGGAGGGCUGCAUGGAGUACAUGCGUGGCCUGCUGCGCGACAACGACCUCUUCCGGGCAUACGUCACGUGGGCCGAGAAGCAUCAGCAGUGCCAGCGGCUGAAGCUGAGCGACAAUUUUGUGUAACUAGCUGUCACCAAGUACCCGCUGCUGCUCAAGUCAGUGUUGAGGAAGACCGACGAGCCGCGCGCCAAGGAGGCCGUCGUCACCAUGAUCGACUCGGUGGAGCGCUUCAUCCACCACGUGAACGCGUGCAUGCGGCAGCGGCAAGAGCGGCAGCGGCUGGCGGCCGUGGUGAGCCGCAUCGACGCCUACGAGGUGGUGGAGGGCAGCAACGACGAGGUGGACAAGCUCCUGAAGGAAUUUCUGCAUCUGGACCUGACAGCACCCAUCCCUGGCGCCUCCCCCGAGGAGACACGACAGCUGCUGCUGGAGGGGAGCCUGAGGAUGAAGGAGGGGAAGGACAGCAAGAUGGACGUGUACUGCUUCCUCUUCACGGACCUACUCUUGGUGACCAAGGCGGUGAAGAAGGCCGAGAGGACCAAGGUCAUCCGGCCGCCACUGCUGGUGGACAAGAUUGUGUGCCGGGAGCUUCGAGACCCCGGCUCCUUUCUCCUCAUCUACCUGAACGAGUUCCACAGCGCUGUGGGGGCCUACACGUUCCAGGCCAGCGGCCAGGCUCUGUGCCGUGGCUGGGUGGACGCCAUUUACAACGCCCAGAACCAACUGCAGCAGCUGCGCACCCAGGAGCAGCCAGGCAGCCAGCCGCACCUGCAGAGCCUGGAAGAGGAGGAGGACGAAGAGGACGAGGACGAGGACGAGGAGGAAGCGGGGGAGAGUAGCGCUUCUGCCGCCAGCUCCCCCACCAUCCUGCGCAGGAGCAGCAACAGUCUCAACUCCCAGCACUGUGCCUCAGAUGGCUCCACGGAGACCCUGGCCAUGGUUGUGGUGGAGCCUGGGGAGCCGCUGUCCUCUCCCGAGUUCGAGGGUGGCCCCUUCAGCUCCCAGUCGGACGAGACCUCUCUCAGCACCACUGCCUCAUCUGUCACGCCCACCAGCGAGCUGCUGCCCCUGGGGCCCGUGGACGGCCGCUCCUGCUCCAUGGACUCUGCCUACGGCACCCUCUCCCCCACCUCCCUGCAAGACUUUGUGGCCCCAGCCCCUGUGGUGGAGCCAGCGCCCCGGCCCCCAGAGUUACCACAGGCCCCUUCACCCCCACCCUCACCCCGUCUCCGCCGCCGCACCCCUGUCCAGCUGCUGCCCCGCCCGCCCCACCUGCUCAAGUCCAAAUCUGAGGCUAGCCUCCUCCAGCUGCUAUCAGGGGCCACUGCCCAUGGAGCGCCCCCGGCCCCCAGCCGCAGUCUGUCAGAACUCUGCUUGGCCGUUACGGUCUCUGGCACAAGGACUCAGGGCUCCCCUCAGGAAGCCGGGCCCAGCUGGGUUCACCGGGGGGCACCUAGCCCUGGCAGUGGCCCCAAGCUAUCAGAGCUGGAGGGCAGAACCAGCUGCCCAGCUGGGGCGCCCGAAAGACCCACCAGGAGGAGCAGAGAGCUGUCCUUGGGGGCCUCACCCAGGGUGCAGCCCGAGCCCCACCCAGGGAUCUCUGCCCAGCACCGGAAGCUGACGCUGGCCCAACUGUACCGAAUCAGGACCACCCUGCUGCUUAACUCCACGCUCACUGCCUCGUGA
Messenger RNA from Puma concolor (puma), 3165 nucleotides. Lineage: Eukaryota; Metazoa; Chordata; Mammalia; Carnivora; Felidae. The record is from RefSeq and is a predicted model, not a curated record.